Messenger RNA from Thlaspi arvense, 2622 nucleotides. Lineage: Eukaryota; Viridiplantae; Streptophyta; Magnoliopsida; Brassicales; Brassicaceae. The record is from the annotation of a GenBank genome assembly.
AUGACCGUCGAUUCAACUGAUCGGCGGGACUUCAUCGUGAAGAUCAACGGCGAAGAGGGCGGAGCCGUUGGUGCUACAGGGUCAAGCAGCAAUGCCGACGGAAGGAACAUCUGGAGGGAAUCGAGCUACGAUUUCUGGGACGGAGAAAAGGGUAAGAACGAUGAUAAAGGAGGCGGCGACGAAGACGGCGGGAGUUUCCAUUUCACUCGUCGGAGGGCGCGGUCGCAUGAUAUAUCUGUUCCGCCGUCGAAGCCAGUCAAUAAUUCCCUUCAAAAGCAGAAUACUGCCGGCGCGGAGAUCUUUGUCGAUGUCGAGCAAAACAUGGCAGAGCACCAGAGCAACACGCCGCCAAGUGGCCUAACGCCGAUUUCCGAGUCAUCUUCUCCGUUCACGGUUAAAGGAAAGGCCGACGCGGUUAGACGGAGGCAGAAAAGGAUAUCACUCGGUGGAAGUAGCGACGAAGAAGGCCGUAACGGUUACGGUAACAGAGACGGGGCAGAGUUUGUGAGGUGUAGUUCGAACAAACCACCGAUGCUGAGGAGGAACCACACGAAAUCAAGACUGCAGGAUUUGCCUCCAACACCGACACAUCCAACGCUUGACAAAACAGAGAUGAAGUCGGGUCGGAGAUCCGGGCUUUUGAAAUCCGGGUUUCUCGGGAGAAGCCCUAAACCGGGGACUCCAUCUCGCGGCGGGAUACUGGAGGAAGAAGAGGAGGAAGAUCCUUUUCAAGACGAGGAUCUUCCGAAGGAAUUCAAAAGGGAUAAACUUAGCAUCUGGGUUUUGCUUGAAUGGAUAAGCCUGGUCCUGAUAAUCACCAGUUUGGUCUGUAGCUUGACCGUACAUAGCUUGCAACGCAAGACAUGGUGGAAGCUAGAUUUGUGGAAAUGGGAAGUGACGGUUUUGGUGCUGAUUUGUGGGAGACUGGUCUCGAGUUGGGUAGUGAGAAUACUUGUCUUCUCCGCCGAAAAAAACUUACUCUUGAGAAAAAGGGUUCUGUAUUUCGUCUACGGCGUACGAAAAUCGGUUCAAAACACCUUGUGGCUAGGGCAAGUGUUGCUCGCGUGGCAUUUCUUGUUCGAUAAGAAAGUCGAAAGAGAGACUCGGACCACCGCGAUUAGGUACGUGACAAGAGUGCUGGUGUGUUUGCUUGUUGCUGUGAUCAUUUGGUUGAUUAAGACACUCUUGGUUAAGGUUCUGGCUUCGUCGUUCCACAUGAGCACUUACUUUGAUCGGAUUCAGGAGUCCUUGUUCACACAAUACGUGAUUGAAACUCUGUCGGGUCCACCUUUGAUGGAGAUUCAGAGAAUGGAGGAAGAAGACCAGAAAGUAGCAGACGAUGUUAAGAGCUUAGAGAAAUUGGCUGGAGCUAAGUUGCCUCCAGCGCUAAAGGCGACGGUUAGAAGUUUUAUGAAAGUCGGGAAAAGUCGACGACUGUCUCGGGUUGGUUCUAAGAAGGACGGAGAUAGCGACGGGAUAAGGAUUGAUCAUUUGCAGAGAAUGAACACAGAUAAUGUGUCAGCUUGGAAUAUGAAGAAACUGAUGAAUAUAAUACGAAAAGGCGCUCUUUCUACUUUGGAUAAACAUAUACAGGACACAGUUCCGGAAGAUGAGAACGCUACACAGAUAAGAAGCGAGUGUGAAGCCAAAUUUGCAGCUAAGAAGAUUUUCCACAAUGUCACUGAGCCUGGUUCCAGGUACAUAUAUUUGGAAGACUUCUUGCGUUUUCUAUCCGAAGAGGAGUCCGAAAGAGCCAUGGCUCUCUUUGAAGGAGCUUCAGAGACCCAUAAGAUCAGCAAGUCUUGCCUCAAGAAUUGGGUGGUUAAGGCGUUUAGAGAACGGAGGGCUCUGGCUUUGACCUUAAACGAUACAAAAACAGCAGUAAACAGGCUUCACCGUAUAAUCAAUGUGUUGAUUGGGAUCAUAAUCACAAUCAUCUGGCUUCUUAUACUCGGAAUCGCCACAAGCAGAUUCUUGCUAGUCUUAAGCUCUCAGCUCCUUCUAGUAGCAUUUGUAUUCGGAAACUCGUGCAAAACAAUCUUCGAAGCCAUCAUUUUCCUUUUCGUUAUGCACCCAUUUGAUGUUGGUGACCGCUGCGAAAUCGACGGUGUUCAGUUGGUUGUGGAGGAAAUGAACAUAUUGACGACUGUUUUCUUGAGAUAUGAUAAUCAAAAGAUCGUAUACCCGAAUAGUGUUCUCGGCACAAAACCUAUAGCGAACUAUUUCCGAAGUCCCGAUAUGGGAGAUGCGGUUGAAUUCUGUGUUCACAUAGCAACUCCUCCAGAAAAGAUAGCUGCCAUUAAACAGAGAAUACUCAGCUACAUAGACAACAAGAAGGAUCAUUGGUAUCCUGCACCUAUGAUAGUGUUCCUAAACAUGGAUGACAUAAAAAGUAUAAAGAUCGCAGUGUGGUUGACGCAUAGAAUAAAUUUUCAAGACAUGGGAGAGAGGUAUAUAAGGAGAGGUCUAUUACUUGAAGAAGUUGGAAAAGCUUGUAGAGAUCUCGAUAUCGAGUAUCGUUUAUAUCCUCAAAGCAUUCAUAUUCGUAGUCUUCCUCCUCCGAUUACUCCGGGGACUUCAGACCGUCUUCCUCCUGCCUGGUUGCAUCAACGCGGUGCCUGA